Messenger RNA from Dermacentor andersoni, 1062 nucleotides. The record is from RefSeq and is a predicted model, not a curated record. NCBI's taxonomy places the organism in Eukaryota, Metazoa, Arthropoda, Arachnida, Ixodida, Ixodidae.
AUGUCGCAUCCUGUCGUCAAGGUCCAAGCGUUUUAUGCCGAUUUCUCUCUGCCCAUCUUGCAAGGUAACUCCAGUAUCGUCAACGUCUUCAAACCCCAACAAUUUCUGGGCAACAAGCGGCUUUCGAGGAACUUCAGCCGGUGGCUGCUUGACUUUUGCCAGAGGGUGUUCCGGUGCCAACCGGACGAGAGUCAGCAGUUCCUGGACGUCGGUUGCGGGAUCGGAGACCUGACGCGAGACGAGCUGCUGCCCCGAUGCCUGCCGUGCCGCCGCAUCGUCGCCGUCGACUUGUCGACCGAGAUGGUGGAGCACGCCGCUCGACAUUCCCGUCACGAGAAGAUUGAGUACGGGAAGCUGGACAUCGUCAGUGAAGAGGACGUGGGCGGGUUCAUCGACGAGCACGGUCUGUUCGACCGGGUAUACUCUUUCAACACUCUCAGCUGGGUACGGGACCAAGCAGCGGCGCUGAAGAACGUGGCCAGGCUUCUGAAGCCUCGCGGCGAGUGUCUUUUGGUGUUCCCCGCAUCUUUAGAGCCUCUGGAUGUCAACCGAAACGUAGCUAAAUUGGAGCGCUGGAGCAAGUAUUCUCAUGUAAGUAUCGAUCGUCGCUGGCAUUUGAGUCCAGUGCAAUCUAUUCGCUUGGAGUGGCAGUGGAGCAACAUUCUCGCGGGAGCGCCAGAAAAUUUUUCCAUGACGCCUGGCGCGAUUCUUGCACCCACACUAACGGUGGAGGCUGCCUGCACAAAUUUCACACUAUUGGACAGCUGCACCAAAAUGAAGAAGGAAAAGGUGGUCGUGAAGCAGAUGGUCAGAGACCAUUUGGCUCGUCGGGAAGCAGUGCGGCCAUUAGACAGCGAUGUUCCCAACGCCAUAAGAGUGCCACAUCCGCCGACUCCUCUUCCUAUGCCGCCUAGGCCUGGUGGAGUCGAGUCUCAUUCUGGCAACAAGGUCAUGCCGGAGAACAUCAAUGUAAAAGCUUGGCCCACGCUAACAAAACUGAAGCCACAGCUAAAGCCACAGCCGAUGCCACAGCUGAAGCCGCAGCUGAUGCCACAAAUGUAA